This is a messenger RNA of Durio zibethinus, 2211 nucleotides long. RefSeq names its product multicopper oxidase LPR1-like. Gene Ontology annotation, biological process: cellular response to phosphate starvation. The record is from RefSeq and is a predicted model, not a curated record. Lineage: Eukaryota; Viridiplantae; Streptophyta; Magnoliopsida; Malvales; Malvaceae. Gene Ontology annotation, molecular function: oxidoreductase activity; copper ion binding.
CAAUCAGAUAAAACGAAGUCAAGCCACAAGUAAACCACCAAUUAGCUUAUCAUUACUGUCAAAGCUCAUCUCUGUUUCUAUCUCUCGCUCUCUCAGUAUUCACGCUUUCUCCCUCUGUCUUCUCUCUGUUUGCUCAUCAUGCAAUGAAGAGAUGUUUUCUAUGGGGAGGAUAAUUCUGCUGUUUCAUCUCCUAUGUUUAGCUCUCUUGGGAGAGAUCAGUACUUCAUGGGCGGAAGACAGGCUUCUGAACCCAUCAAAGUUGGAGAUGUUCGUUGAUGAGCUUCUAGAUAUGCCUAAAAUCCAAGGUUUUGAUGUGGUGAAUACUUCUCCCAAAGCCAAGUCACUGACGAUUGGCAUGUUUAAGAAGAAAUGGAAAUUCCACAGGGACCUCCCUUCAACGCCAGUGUUUGCCUACGGUGACUCCAUGCGCACUGCAACAGUCCCUGGUCCGAUCAUCGAGGCCCUCCACGGCAUUGACACUUACGUGACAUGGCAAAAUUACCUUCCUUCAAAGCACAUACUGCCAUGGGAUCCAACGAUCCCUACUGCUAAACCUGCCAACAAGAAGGGAGUCCCUACUGUAGUGCACCUCCAUGGUGGAAUCAAUGAACCUGCCAGUGAUGGAAACUCAAACUCAUGGUUCACUGCUGGAUUCGAAGAAAAGGGCUCUACUUGGUCGAAGAGAACAUAUCACUACAACAAUAAUCAACAGCCUGGAAAUUUAUGGUACCAUGAUCAUGCCAUGGGAUUGACCAGAGUCAACCUAUUAGCUGGCCUGAUUGGGGCCUAUGUUAUUCGCCAACCUGAUGUUGAAGGCCCGCUUCAACUUCCUUAUGGUGACGAGUUUGAUCGACAUUUGAUCGUGUUUGAUCGUAGCUUUCUUACAGAUGGUUCCAUAUACAUGAAUUCCACAGGGAACAAUCCCUCUAUACAUCCGCAAUGGCAGCCAGAAUAUUUUGGCGACGUAAUCAUAGUGAAUGGUAAAGCAUGGCCGAAACUGGUUGUACGACGUCGUAAAUAUAGAUUCCGUAUAAUCAAUGCCAGCAACGCCAGGUUCUUCAGAUUCUUCUUCACCAAUGGGUUGGAAUUCAUCCACGUGGCAUCUGACUCAACUUAUCUUGGGAAACCCGUAGUGACCGAUGAAACUCUGUUGGCCCCAUCAGAGAUUGCCGACGUGGUCAUUGACUUUUCAAAGUCAAAGACUAAUGAAGCUAUUCUAGCUAACGAUGCAUCCUAUCCUUACCCAUCUGGGGACCCAGUCAAUGAAUCAAACGGCAAAAUCAUGAAAUUUAUCAUCAAGAAAAAGCCAGAGAUUGACACGUGGCAGGUACCAAACAAAUUGAUAAAAUAUACCUCCCCGGAUUUAUCUAGUGUGGCGCAAACACGAUACAUAGCAAUGUAUGAGUACACAAGCGACAUGGACGAGCCCACGCAUCUUUACAUCAACGGGAAACCGUACGAAGCUCCGGCAACGGAGACUCCUAAAGCCGGGACGAGUGAGAUUUGGAAUGUGAUUAAUCUAACGGAGGAUAAUCAUCCAAUGCACAUUCAUUUGGGACUAUUCACGGUGUUGGAUCAAACGGAGCUAGUGAAUGAAGAGGAGUUUAAGGGAUGCAUGUCGAAAAAGAAUGACGCGAUCAAGUGCCAAAUAGGCAAGUAUGCACGUGGCAAGAAGAUUAAGGUGCCAGCACAUGAGAAGGGGUGGAAGAACGUGUACAAGAUGACACCAGGAUAUGUGACAAAAAUAUUGGUUAGGUUUUCUUACAUACACUCCAACACUUCAUAUUCCUUUGAUCCAACUGUGCUGCCUGGUUACGUGUAUCAUUGCCAUAUCUUGGAUCACGAAGAUAAUGUAAUGAUGAGGCCCAUCAAGGUGAUCAAAUGAGAAGCCUAAACACGUUGAUCUAUGCAGGAAAUCGGAAGGGAAAGACUGUUAAAACAAGAAAGGCAAUUGUAAAGUUGUUAUAUUCUUGAACUUGAGUUCUUCGUUAAUUAGUGCUAUAAGUGGAGGAAAUAUUUAUCAACACAGAGAAUAGAACAUAUGUAUAUGAUCUAGAUUUUAAAGUGUAAAAUCGGUGGGGAUUGUGGUUAUAAAAUAAAAGGCAGCUCCAUCUUUAUGAUCUAGAUAAGAUGCUGCCAAAGUGUGGUUUAUACUCUUUGUACACAGGUUACCUUUUUUUUUUUUUUGGUUUAAUAUAGACUUUAAGCGAA